AUGUACAAGCAGUGUAGCUCAGUGGAAGAGCGCUGGAUUCAUAACUCAGAGAUCAAAUAUCCGAAUAACAUAUAUUUGCUACGAGGAAAUCAUGAAUGCGCUUCAAUUACUCGUAUCUACGGUUUCUAUGAUGAAUGUAAACGGAGAUAUAAUAUCAAAUUAUGGAAAGCAUUCAUUAGAUGUUUCAACUGUCUACCGAUAGUCGCGAUCAUCAACGAGAAGAUCUUCUGUUGUCAUGGAGGUCUAUCACCUGACCUUGUUAAUUUAGAGCAGAUCCGACGUAUACAACGACCGACGGAUGUUCCUGAUACAGGUCUGCUUUGUGAUCUGCUAUGGUCCAGUCCGAGUAAUUACGUAGAAUAUUGGGAUGACAUUCCAAAGGGUGUCUCAUUUGAAUUUAGCGCUGCUGUAGUAAAGAAAUUUUUGGAAAAACAUAAUCUGGAUUUGAUAUGUCGGGCACACGAAGUCGUUGAAGAUGGCUAUCUGUUUUUUGCUGAUCGCCAAUUAGUGACGAUCUUUUCCGCUCCGGAUUAUAAGAAUGAAUUUGAUAAUGCCGGUGCUAUGAUGACUGUUGAUCAAAACUUGACGUGUUCAUUUAAAAUACUUCCAUCACACUCGAAGAGUGCUGAGAAAGACGCUGAUAAAAAUCUCGGUUUGAACCAUCCAACAUCAAUUGACAAUACGACCUUAGUCGAUACUGAUGGAAAACGUGUCAAAUGGGCUGGAAUUGAUGGCCCUAUGCCGAUGAAGGACUCAACGUAA
Messenger RNA from Adineta ricciae, 762 nucleotides. Lineage: Eukaryota; Metazoa; Rotifera; Eurotatoria; Adinetida; Adinetidae. The record is from the annotation of a GenBank genome assembly.